Molecule: messenger RNA, 873 nt
Organism: Cetraspora pellucida
Lineage: Eukaryota; Fungi; Glomeromycota; Glomeromycetes; Diversisporales; Gigasporaceae
Source: the annotation of a GenBank genome assembly
AUGAUACGUUCUCUAAUAAAUAUUGCAUUAUCAUGGCAAAUGCUUUUAUUAGUUCUGUUGAGUGUAGUUUUAGUGCAAGUCGAUUGUUUUGCUAUAAGUGAUAUGAAAAUUGCUAUAACCUCGUCCGAGUCCGUUAGAAAAUUUUAUGAAAGCAUCCCUUAUCCAUCUUCUUUUGAUAAACCAAUUCAAUUAACCACAGGAGAUGAUUUUAAAAUGGUAUUUGUCAUUAAUGAUAAGCAAACACAAAAAGGAGUCCAACCACACCAAGCUUUUUUGACAUUAACUUCUGAAAAAAGUGGCAAUCAAAUACCCAUUAUUAUACGAGUAAGAGAAAGCGGGAAAGCAAAGGUUGAAUUGGAUAUGAAAUCGGCUCCUAAUGAACUUCUUUCAUCACCCGGAAAUUAUUCUCUUGACUUAAUAAUCGGAACUUUUUCUCAUAAAGAUCCACUUAAAUAUCACAUCGGUACUCUUGAUGUCGAUGUACCUGUAAUGUCGUCUGGACCUUCUCCAGUUGUUUAUGGACCGAAGCCGGAAAUUCACCAUAUUUUUAGACCUGAUGAAAAGUUACCACCAAUUUGGCUUUCAUAUAGUUUUGUGGCAAUAGUAGUAAUGCCAUGGCUAUUCUUAAUCGGUGCUUGGACGUACAUUGGCGUGAAUGUUUCUUUACUUGCUAGAGCACCGGAAUCUGCUUUAAUGUCUUUACUUUUUUUGAGUUCAAUAUUAGCCAUUGAAGUCGUAUUUUAUAAUUAUUGGACGCAUUUAAAUAUUUUUCAAACUUUGUCAUUUCUUACUGGGCUAAGUAUUGUAGCAUUUAUUACUGGCCAGAAGGCUCUCAGCGAUGUUCAAAAAUGGAGGUCAUUAGGGUUAAGAUAG